Molecule: messenger RNA, 2574 nt
Organism: Ixodes scapularis (black-legged tick)
Lineage: Eukaryota; Metazoa; Arthropoda; Arachnida; Ixodida; Ixodidae
Exons: 4
Coding region: 1-2574 (857 amino acids)
Molecular function (GO): nucleic acid binding; zinc ion binding
Source: RefSeq, a predicted model, not a curated record
AUGGAGCGGCUUAAAGGAAAACGUGGAGUCAAACGGGAGCAAACCACAAGGCUCAUCAGCGAGGCGUCGGCGGGACUGGAGACAGCGGAUCUGGCCACGGUGACUGCCUGGCGAGAACGAAUCAACGCAUGCAACCAGACGCUUCGGUCUCUAAAUGCAGAGAUCGAGGACCAAGUGCCACUAGAGGAUCUCGUCGCGGAAUACACGACUGUAUCCGAAUACGACGACGAGGCCACCCGAGUUCUAGCGGUGCUAGGCUGCAAGAUCGCAUCGCUACGACAAAGGGAACUGCCAACGCCGACGCCCUUGAACGAGACCACAUCGGCGACAGCUUCAUUCAGUGGUGCUGUUCACAGCAACGACAGCAUCACACGAUCGGAAAAGUUCCACUACCUUCGCACACUCGUCACCGGACCAGCUGCUGCCGCAAUCGCAGGACUUCAGGCCACGGAGGCCUGCUACGACGAUGCCAUCCACAUCCUGACGCAGCGGUUCGGCGACAGACGAAGAAUUGAGCAAGACCACUUGGCGAAGCUCCGAUCUCUGCCGCCGGUGGCGUCCGCGAAGGACACAAGGGGACUUAGGAGGAUCUACGACCAUGUGCAGACCAACAUCCGAGGGCUAAGAGGUCUCGGCGUGGGAUCGUCGACGUACUGCACAAUGAUGUCGGACAUUCUUCUCAGGGCCCUGCCGAAAGAGAUUGUGCUGGACUACCACAGGUGGCAGUCGGGCAACACCGCCUACAGGGCGUCCGGGACGUCGGAGAGAGAUCCAACGUCGCCGAAUGCAACAGGACAAGACGCCGGCCGCUCGAUCGACUCGCUGUCCUCUGCACGGAUCUGUCCCUCGCCGUUGCAAUCCGCCGAUGCCGAAGGUGAGCUCGCCGAGAUUCUUGGGUUUCUUCGUGUCGAGGUCGAGAGCAGAGAGAGAGCCGGUGUCGUGGCCGAGCGGUAUGACCCACCGCGGAAGACUGGGAUCGAUGGAUCAGGAAUGCCAGCUGCGGCACUGUUACACACAGGCAUCACUGGCCAGUGCUUCUUUUGCGGCUCAUCCAAGCAUUCGGCGGAAUUAUGCACUUGCGAUCUCAAACUCGAUCAAAAGAAAAGAAAGCUGACAGAGGGCUCCCGGUGCUUCCGAUGCACACUGGGGGGGCACCGAGCAAGAGAGUGUCGGCGGAAAGUGUCAUGCGCGGGAUGUUCAGGUCGGCAUGCUACGUCAAUGUGUGACCCCGACUGGAAUCCCGCGCUGAGAAAACCGGAUCGAGAUGCCCCGCUGACUAGCGUCCAAAGUGCUGCCGCCGAUCUAUUGGAUUCCGAGGUCCUGCUCCAGACGUUCCGGGCCUGGGCUGUAGAGGGGGAACGACGCGGCUACGUGCGGGCCAUCGUCGACGGAGGCAGCCAACGCACUUUUAUCCGAGAAGAUGUUUCGCGCAAGCUCGGCCUCAAGGUUCUUGGAGAAACCAGCCUCCGACUGAAUACGUUCGGCCACUGCUCGACACGACCACAACGGCGACAACUGGUCGAGGUACGACUGCGCAGUCAGUACGGCCAAGAAGAAUGCGUUGUCGAGGCUGUCGAGGUACCCUUCAUUUGCAAGGAUGUCGUUCGGGUACCCGCCGACCACGUGUUUGUUCGCCGAGUGGAGGAAGACGGACGCCGCAUUGCGGAUGCGCUCCUGUUUCCUGGGGUUCCGGCGGAGGAAGGCAUAUCUCUGCUAGUCGGAUCCGAUCAGCUGUGGAGGGUCACCGGAGACCAAGUGCUGCGGUGCGAAGAAAAUCAAAAACUGGUCGCCAUCAGCACCAUUUUUGGGUGGACCUUUCAGGGCCCCGUGUCUCACCACAGCUCUCUCAGCGGCAACGCCAACAGCAUGGUAUGCGUUUUGAGGGUCGGACCCGCGGAGAAGGAGGACGUCGGAGACGUGCUGCGGGGUUUUUGGGAGCUGGAGAGCAUCGGCAUCGCUGAUCGGCCAUGCAGCAAGACAGAGGAGCACAACGAGGUACUGACCGAGUUCAACGAGACAAUCAAGAAAGUUGAUGGACGGUACGAGGUAGGCUUGCCAUGGAAAGCCAGCACCGGAAACCUGAAAGACAACCGCACGCUGGCGUUGAAACGUCUCGGAGGUUUGACGAAAAGACUUUCACGGAAUGAGUCCCUCUCGAUUGAGUAUGACAACGCCAUCGGCAGGCGACCGACUACCUUGCCGUCAAAAAGCCUGGACCGAAUAGGAGAGUCAACAAAGGGUGAACUCUCCAGACGUUGGCGGCAUCGUCAAAAAGUAAUGGACAGUUUUUGGAGAAGGUGGAAAAAAGAGUAUCUGCUGCAAUUACGCUCAGCGCACCAAUCGACAGAGACGCAGAUCAACAGCCUGAAAGACGGAGAUGUGGUCUUGGUGCAUGAGGAAAAAGCACCGCGAAUACAGUGGAAAGUGGGGCGAAUUGCAAGCAGUGAAAAUUACUUUGCUAGUCAGCGCGCCAACUUUGAGAGGAGCCACAUAUUUUAUAAAGACAACCCGAAUGGCUGUUCCGGACGUGCCAUCUGGUACGUUGUAAUUUCGAGUAAAAACGAAGCAAUGUAA